Lepisosteus oculatus (spotted gar) is the source of this 3835-nucleotide messenger RNA. It is a transcript of the gene kifap3a, whose product is annotated as kinesin-associated protein 3a. The record is from RefSeq and is a predicted model, not a curated record. NCBI's taxonomy places the organism in Eukaryota, Metazoa, Chordata, Actinopteri, Semionotiformes, Lepisosteidae. Gene Ontology annotation, molecular function: kinesin binding. Gene Ontology annotation, cellular component: axoneme; kinesin II complex; ciliary transition zone. Gene Ontology annotation, biological process: cilium organization; microtubule-based movement.
CUUUAACAAAUUCAGUAAUUACGCUGUACGUAAAUAAGAGGAAAGACCGUGGUUGGACUUGUUUGUUUAUGACUGGUAUCGGUAUCUGUAAGAGCUAUCGAUUUCAGCACUGCUGAAAUGUUUUUGUCAUCCCGGCCAUUAGGAGGCGCAAGAACAAAUCAUUCCGGCAGAAACAGCUGAGCUCCGACCCUCUCUAUCUGCACUGUUGCUACAUUGCAUGCUGGGAUGAGUAGUGGCUUACCCUGGCAACGGAAACAGCCGGUUGCACAUCAUUACUGUAUCAUAAAAUAUAGAAUACUGUACAGUGAGAUCGUUGAAUUCAUAGAAACAAACAUUGCAAAUCGUCGAAUUUAGAAAAAUUGAAAACACGAUGCAAACGGAAGACGCACGGUAUUUAAAAAGAAAAGUAAAGGGAGGAAACAUUGAUGUCCAUCCAACUGAGAAAGCCCUUAUUGUCCAGUAUGAGGUGGAAGCUACUAUUUUGGGUGAGAUGGGAGACCCCAUGCUAGGAGAACGGAAAGAGUGCCAGAAAAUUAUUCGCCUCAAGAGCCUGAAUGCCAAUACGGAUAUAGCCUCUCUAGCACGAAAAGUAGUCGAAGAGUGUAAACUGAUCCAUCCUUCCAAGUUGGCUGAAGUGGAGCAGCUUCUGUACUACCUGCAGAAUCGAAGACACACCCCCAGUGGCAGAGAAAAGAAAGAGAAGAAACCAAGCAAACCGAAAGAUCCACCUCCCUUUGAGGGGAUGGAGAUUGACGAGGUGGCCAACAUCAACGACAUAGAUGAUUAUGUUGAACUGUUGUAUGAGGACAUCCCCGAAAAAGUCAGAGGCUCAGCCCUCAUCCUCCAGCUUGCUCGCAACCCUGACAAUCUGGAGGAACUGCUGCAGAACGAAACUGCACUGGGAGCUCUAGCCAGAGUCCUGAGAGAAGACUGGAAACAAAGUGUAGAACUUGCCACCACCAUCAUCUAUAUCUUCUUUUGUUUCUCCAGCUUUUCACAGUUCCACGGUCUCAUCACUCAUUACAAAAUCGGUGCCCUCUGUAUGAACAUCAUCGAGCAUGAGCUGAAAAGGUAUGACUUGUGGCAGGAGGAGCUGCUGAAAAAGAAGAAGGCUUGUGAAGAUGAUUCUGACAACCAGAAUCUGAAGAAAGAAUAUGAAAAAGCAUACAAGAAGUACCAAGGUCUUGUGAUGAAACAAGAGCAGCUGUUAAGAGUUGCGUUGUACUUGCUUUUGAAUCUCGCUGAAGACACACGCACAGAACUAAAGAUGAGGAAUAAGAACAUUGUCCACAUGCUUGUCAAAACGCUGGAAAGAGAUAAUUUUGAGCUCCUCAUCCUGGUGAUGUCUUUCUUGAAGAAACUCAGUAUCUUCAUGGAGAACAAAAAUGAUAUGGCGGAGAUGGAUAUCAUUGAGAAACUGGCCAAACUGGUUCCAUGCGAGCAUGAGGAUCUGCUGAACAUCACGCUGCGCCUCCUUCUCAACCUCUCCUUUGACACGGGGCUUCGCAACAAGAUGGUGCAAGUGGGGCUGCUGCCAAAACUCACUACGCUCAUAUGUAAUGAAAACCACAAGCAGAUAGCAAUGUGCAUCCUUUACCACAUAAGUAUGGAUGAUAGGUUCAAAUCCAUGUUUGCUUAUACCGACUGCAUUCCCCAGCUGAUGAAGAUGUUGUUUGAAUGUGCCGAAGAGCGAAUGGAAGCAGAACUAAUUUCAUUUUGUAUUAACCUGGCAGCCAACAAGAGAAAUGCACAGCUGAUCUGUGAAGGCAAUGGUUUGAAGAUGCUAAUGAAAAGGGCACUGAAGUUAAAAGAUCCACUUCUGAUGAAAAUGAUCAGAAAUAUCUCUCAGCAUGAUGGUCCCACUAAGAAUUUGUUUAUUGACUAUGUGGGUGACCUGGCAGCACAGAUUAGUCCAGAUGAAGAGGAGGAAUUUGUGAUUGAAUGCCUGGGGACUUUGGCUAACCUGACCAUCCCAGACUUGGACUGGGAGCUGGUGCUGAAGGAGUACAACCUGGUUCCCUAUCUGAAGGACCGCCUCAAACCUGGCUCUGCAGAGGAUGACCUGAUCCUAGAGGUGGUGAUAAUGAUUGGGACAGUUUCAAUGGAUGACUCUUGUGCAGCUAUGCUAGCAAAAUCUGGAAUCAUUCCAGCACUCAUUGAACUGCUUAAUGCGGAACAGGAAGAUGAUGAAUUUGUUUGUCAGAUUGUCUACGUUUUCUACCAGAUGGUGUUUCAUCAGGCAACCAGAGACGUUAUCAUAAAAGAAACCCAAGCUCCAGCCUAUCUCAUUGACCUGAUGCACGACAAGAAUGCAGAAAUAAGAAAAGUCUGUGAUAACACACUGGACAUCAUUGCGGAGUAUGAUGAGGAGUGGGCCAAGAAAAUUCAGAGUGAGAAAUUCCGCUGGCACAACUCCCAGUGGCUGGAAAUGGUGGAAAACCGACAGAUGGAUGAAGCUGAGCCCUUCAUGUACGGAGAUGAUGGCAUUGAGCCUUUCAUCCAUGAGAACGACAUCUUGGAGAGGCCUGAUCUUUUCUACAGUGCUGAUGGAAUAAUUCCUUCUGAUGGUGUAAUCAGCCCUGAAUUCUUCAAUGACUUUCACGUACAGAAUGGAGACAUGGUGGGACAGCAUCCCUUCACGAGCAGUGCGGGUGUGGAUGGAUUUGGCCAGACAGCCGCUGUUCCAGGGCGCCCUGCUACAGCAUACGGAUAUCGUCCAGAUGAGCAAUUUUACUAUGGAUACGGGUCCAGAUAAAUUGAGUGGACACUGUACAGCUGCAUGAACGUUUUUCACUUUGCUACACUAAUAAUAACCUGAUCUCAGACACCUACAGAUCUGAUACACUAAGUCAGUGGUUCCCAAAUAAAGGACAUUCCAAUAUUUUCCCUUCAAGGAUGUUAUCCUUUCCAGUGAUAUUUCAACCAUAUCAUUGGUUGAUAGCUGAACCAUUGGCCUGAUAAGAAAGCUGGAAACUGGAAAGAUUAUCUGCUGGGAACCAGUGCAUUUCUAAUUGCAUUGCUAAUAGGUGUUAUUGUGGUAUAUUUAUUAAAUGAUUCAUAAUGCUUGUAUGUUUAAGCGUAUAUGUUUGUUAAAAAUGGUAAAGGCAUAGAAACAGUAUAGGACAAUGCUAAAAGAAAAGUACAUUGUCCUUUAGAAACUCCAUGAAAAAGUAUUUUUGUCAAUAAAUGAAUCUUAAUUUGCUUUUAGUCAUUGUAUCUUCAGAUGGUAAUUGGUAACUCUGCUUAUCAUACAGCAUUUAAAUAACAUUCAUCAAAAUAGGAAAAAUAGAUUUUGCUUAAAAAGUAUUUUGGUGGCACUUUCCAUUUGACACUAGGCUUAACCCAGCAUUUCUGCAUGAAGUGUGCUUGUAAGAUUUUUAAAUUCUGUUAUACGUGUAAAUUGUGAUAACACUGUGUAGCAAUUCUUCCCCAGUGUGACCAUCUGUCAUGAAUGUUUUUUUCUCAGAAUUACAAAGUUUAACUGUGAGGAGGUGAAAGGGCACUCCUUGUUUUUGGUAAGAACGGGGAACAGGCACUACAUUUUUUUACAGGACUGUGCCGUUGCUUUCAUUUUCACUUUUGUUACUGGUUAACAAGAUUGUUUACUUUUAAGAUUAUUUUUAUAUGAGUUUAACCAUUGCUGUUUAUUUGAUUUACUUGUAAGGGCUGUGUGAAAAAGUGUAUAAACAACAGUCCUUAACAUAUUUCUUUUGUAUGGACUAUUGUAUUUGUGGGUCUACAGUAGGUAUACAGUAGGUCAGUAUAUAACUUCUGAUCCCUGUGUUUUGAUAAGUUCAUUCAUUUGGAUGAGUGUGAAUAAAUUGAAUGUGCAAUA